AUGACGACAAUUGCUCCGGAAAUCCUCCUUCUAUCUUUGGGAAACCGAUCGUCGCGGGCUGAUGUUGAGCAAGUCCAUGGAUCUUUAUUACAUUCUCUCGACUCCAGGUCCAAUGUCAGUUGGGCAUUCACUGCUCGUGAGACUUUUGAGCAUCUCGACCGCGAAGCACCACCACGCGGGAUUCUAAUAGCAAAUCCGACAAUUGUCCACCCUGAAUACGACGAGUUAUCCACGAAACUAGUAGCAUAUGUUCGAAAAGGAGGAAUCGUCAUACAUGGUGGCUUUUUCAGUACCGAUAUACGACCGGACGAUCUCGGAACGUACAUGCAAGCGAAGUGGGAUCUGCCUUGGAAAGCUGGUUCUUACUAUCGCACGACAUUAUAUCUGAAUCAGGAGGCGAUCCCUCGCUCCACUACCGGGCUCCUCUCCUCAUACAAUCAAAAAGCAGUCUUUCUCGAAGGUGUCAACCCCGAUGUAGCGUGGUACGUGAUCUCGGAUCGCUCUGUCGUAGAAUCACUCGCACCAGGGUCUGAGAUCAACAUUCUCGAAACUCCAGUUGCAUUUGCCCGAGCUGGAGAUGGAUGGAUUGGCUACCUUGGGGAUGUGAAUGGGGAAGUGGGGACUGUUGCAGUCAUCCUCAAGAUGUUCGGCCUGACCUAG
Molecule: messenger RNA, 660 nt
Organism: Microdochium trichocladiopsis
Lineage: Eukaryota; Fungi; Ascomycota; Sordariomycetes; Xylariales; Microdochiaceae
Exons: 1
Coding region: 1-660 (219 amino acids)
Source: RefSeq, a predicted model, not a curated record